Molecule: messenger RNA, 834 nt
Organism: Rhagoletis zephyria (snowberry fruit fly)
Lineage: Eukaryota; Metazoa; Arthropoda; Insecta; Diptera; Tephritidae
Source: RefSeq, a predicted model, not a curated record
AUGGGCCUCUCCGGGCAGAAGCGAGUUCGCUUCAGCGACCUCAACCAGGAGCAGUUUUCCGCCUACGUGGAGACGCUGGGCGAGAAGAACGAGGAGAACCGAAAGAAGCGAAAGGUGCUCAAAAAGGCGGUCACCUUUGAGCAGAAGGAAAAAGAUGAAAAAGAAGAAGAUCAGAAAACAGCUUCAGAUGAAGGAAGCGGCGACCUCUUCAGCAUCGGCCUAACUCAGGCGGACUUUGCCAGUCCAAAAGAGGAGGAGGAAGCGGAGGAAAAGUCCAAAGAAUCCUCAAACACAACUGUCACCACUUGCAACGGCGCCGUCCUCGAGGAGGUGUCCUCAUCCUCAUCUCAAAAUGAUCAAAAGGAUUUCGAAAACGACCCUCAGUACGUCUACGACUACUACCUGAUGGUGGACUACGUGCUCAGCUUUGAGGAGACUAAGCCUAAGGAGGGAACAGAGGGUGAUGACCUCUGGGACGCCGACUCGAACGACGAGAACUACCGCUACAAUGACUACCCUGAUGAGGAUGAGUUCGACUCAGAGGGUGACAGCAGCAGCGGCAGCAGCAGAAGUGCCACCAACUUUGGCUUUGUCGGUUCGAAUUCGGAAGAUGAAGAUGAAGGAGAUGAACGAGAAGCUCAUCUUCGAGACAUUGACAGUGACCAGGACGAUUACCUCGGUGAAGGGGGUGGUCGGCAGUACUACGAUGAGGAGGAGGAGGGUGAAGAUGACGAGUGGAUUCGGGACAUGGAGCGGCGGAUGAGGCGGGCGAAGAUCACCGACGACGAUGACGAUGACGACGACCAGGACUCAUCCGCCAGCGACUUUGACUGA